Parasteatoda tepidariorum (common house spider) is the source of this 1630-nucleotide messenger RNA. RefSeq lists its product as uncharacterized. The record is from RefSeq and is a predicted model, not a curated record. Lineage: Eukaryota; Metazoa; Arthropoda; Arachnida; Araneae; Theridiidae.
GAAUUUUGAAUUAUGAACUGGUUUGGAAUGUGUACAGGUUUCUCGAAAUAUGUUUUCCUGUGCACAGGAUUACCCGUUUACGUCACCACGCAGACAAAUUAUAGAUACACAUUUUGGUAUUUAUGGAGGAUGAUGCUAAUUAUCACUUUUAAUGCUAAUCUGAUUCAUCAUACUUAUCGGAUGAUUAGAAUAUCAGAUAUGUUUGACAAUUUCUACUCAUUUAUAGAAGUUUUGAUAACUGCCGUUAUAGCUGAUUCUCUGAUAGAAAAAUUUAACGAUAUUUUGCGUUUGCAACAACUGUUCAUUGAAGAUUUAAUUUCUGGCAAAUAUAAAAUUAAAACAUCCGACAGACGAAAAUUGUGCCAUUUAUGGUUCGUCAUUUAUAUCGUGCUUCUACUGUGUAUAAUUAUGCUGAUUGAAGCAGUUUUGAAUUUUGAUAAAGUAACAGAAUAUAUUUUUCAUUCACAUAUUGCUAAUAUAACGUACAUCUCUGUUUUGGCUUUAACAAGUUGGAUCAUAUCAGCCAGUAAUACUAUGUUUUACUGCACAUUCUGCUUGCAUCUGAAAUCAAUGUUUCGGACAUUGAACAGUAAUGCAAAAAAAUUGAGAAGAAACUUCAAAUUCAAAAGGUGCUGUAUGCGCGCAAAACUGACAAGACAUAUUAAAUUAAUAAGAAAAUUGCAAAAAUUUUCCCUGCAUAAAGAUAUCUCUAUUAAUUACCGUUUCGAAUUGCACAAGUGCAAACUUCGUUCAGAAAGUCAUUAUGCUAAUCAGAAUAUUCGUAAUAAGAAUAAAUUUUUACAUGUAAAUUUUAAACCAUCAGAUAAAAAAUGGAAAACAAGAUUCGUGUCAAUUUUCGAGACCUUUUUACAUAGUAGCAUAAAGGUACAGUCAAGAAAUAUUUCCUCCAAGAGUAAACUAUUGGGUACAAACGUUUUAGAUAGAUCCGCGCUAAACUGUGUUCAUAGAUUUAACAGAUAUCCUGACAGACAUUCAGAUCCAAAAUACAGAAAUUUAAAAAAUAAUCUCUCAGCUCAUCAUACACUGGCUCACAAGAUUCAAAACUUGCACAAAAGGUUUCUAAAAAUUGAAGAAUUGGUGAGAAAAACAAAUGAUAUAUUUUCUCUGCAGGUUCUUGUGAUAAUUCUUUGUUCUUUUGCCCGAACUUGUUGGUACUUUUUUUUCUAUUUGACUUCCAAAUGGACGGAUAUAGAUCCUUCUGCGAAGGUAGGAAUUGUCAUACAAAUAAUUUUCGAUUUUACCAUUUUCGGAUUAAUUGUCUUAUCAGCUUCCGUUGUUUCUGAAGAAGCGAACCAGUUCGCUCCCAUAAUCAAAAGAUUAUGCAAGAAUUUCAGAUGCAUUGAUUUGAAAGCUUACGUGCAAAGUGAAAUUGCAUGUACGGCGGUUUAUGCUACAAAUGUAGAACUUACAGCUUGGAAGCUUUUUAGUGUAUCGCGAAAUUUCGGGCUGACAUUCAUAGGUGUAACUGUUACUUAUGUAUUGGUGAUUUUUCAAUUGCAUCAAGUGGUAACAGAUAGCAAUAAAUGUGGAUGAGAAAACAUUUUCAACCUUACGUCUGUUUGCAAAAUGCUUCUUAACAAUGAAUUCUUAAUCCAAAUUAAAGUUUUUU